Xiphias gladius (swordfish) is the source of this 4517-nucleotide messenger RNA. It is a transcript of the gene znf341, whose product is annotated as zinc finger protein 341. The coding region runs from base 449 to 3277 and encodes 942 amino acids. NCBI's taxonomy places the organism in Eukaryota, Metazoa, Chordata, Actinopteri, Istiophoriformes, Xiphiidae. The transcript has 16 exons. The record is from RefSeq and is a predicted model, not a curated record.
UCCUAAGGUACAUUCAUGUUCCACGGAAAAAUAAAACUUACUGCCAUCGCUUUCAUUUUGUCAUCUUACUUCAAAUUAACAUGGGAUAGAUUACACUUUGUAUUGCGCAAGUUGUUGCCAAUUUAAACUACAGCGUGACAUUGCUGUACUCAAAAUUGAGCUUUGACACGUUUUAUGUUUAUUUGUGUUGUAUGUGUGAAAAUGUUCAUUGGAGCAACGAAAACCUCAACUAUCACGCUUUUCAGAAAAAAACAAGCAAGCUGUACUUCCAGUCGGCGUAUGUUUUUAUACCCUCGGCAGUGUAUUGUGAACAUUAAUUAGGCAACUGGUGCCUCCAACUUCUUGGUUUGAGCGUUUUCAGCGUCUUCUCCCUUCAGUUGAAGGGAGGGUACCUCAACAGACGGCCCCUGCUAAUCGAGUGCCUAUCGCGCAGCAGGAGAGCUACAAGAUGGCGCAGGCAAUAUUCGAAGUGCUCGAAGGGAUGGACAACCAGACAGUAUUGGCGGUCCAGUCUCUGCUGGAUGGCCAAGGCGGAGUUCCUGACCCCAACAACCAGAAUGUCUCGGGGACGCCCACCAUCCAGUCUAUGGACGACGAGGAUGUGUUCCUGUGUGGGAAGUGUAAAAAACAGUUCAAUUCUUUGCCAGCCUUCAUGACACACAAGAGGGAGCAGUGCCAGUCUAGUGCGCCUUCCCUGUCCACAGUGUCCCUGGCCUCCACCAAUGCCUACACGCCAGUCCCAUCAAUCAGCUCCGGACCACAGACUCUUGCAAACAGACAGGUAUCCACCUACAUCACAGUCCCUCCAUCCCCUAUGACACACACGCUGGUCCAAGGCAACGUGCUGGUCAGUGACGAUGUCCUCAUGUCGGCUAUCUCAGCCUUCACCUCCAUCGACCAGCCCAUGGCCACCAUGCAGACACCUAUACAGAGUAACCUGAGCAUGCACACAGCUGGUGUAUCUUACCUUCAGCACCAUCACCACCACCACCACCAUCAUCAGCAUCAUCAUCAUCAACAGCAGCAGCCUCAGUCCUCCCAUCCCCUGCCCUCCAGCCAAACACCGGCCCACCCCCUGCCAGCUGGCCAGCCUGCCCAGCCUGCCCAGCAGCCACUCUCUUCUCAAGUCCCGGCGAGCCACAGCAACUCAGUGGUGCAGGUGUACAGCACACUGCCCCAUAUGGCUGGGGGUGGGGGUGGUGCAGAGAUCCACACCCUGGGUCUGCAGCCUUUCCAUCCUGUACAAGUGCCCAGUCAGUGUGUGGAGAGCCAGUCAUUCACUACCCCUCCUGUCUACAGCCCCGGGAAGCAGGGCACCAAAACGAAGACCUGCAGCAUCACCACCAGCCUGACGGAGCUGGGCGAAUUUGAGAAGGUCAUCAUUCCCAAACGGCCGAGGAGUAGCAAAAAGAGCCCAGAUGGAGCAACAGAGCAGCUGAAAGGAAAAGGUCCAAAGCUCAAGUGUAAUUUCUGUGACAAAAUCUUCUCGAAAAACUUCGAUCUUCAGCAGCACAUUAGGAGCCACACAGGGGAGAAACCCUUUCAGUGUAUCGUCUGCGGCCGAGCCUUCGCCCAAAAGUCCAACGUGAAGAAACACAUGCAGACACACAAGGUAUGGCCUAUGGGUGUGUCCAGCACAGUGUCAAGAUUACCGGUCACAGUAAAGGUGGUGCCAGUGUCAUCCAAUGAGGAGGAGGGGGGUGGGGAGCAGCAGCAGCAGCAGCAGCAGCAGCAGCAGCAGCAGCAGCAGCAGCAGCAGCAGGUUGAACAGGAGGAGGAAGGGCCUCAGCAGCAGACCAGUCAAACACAAGCAGAGCAAGAGGCAGCACAAACAGAAGCUUCAGGAGAUUUGGAGGAGAGUGCGCCCGAGGCUCGGGCUGAUCCGGAAGGCAGCCAAGGGGAAGCCGUGCAGAACGGGCAUCCUCGGGCACAGAUGCAGGUGCCGCCUAACCAGAGCCAACAGUGCCAAGCUCAGACCAAACAGAUCGUUGUGAUAGACAGCUCCUACCAGUGCCAGUUCUGCGCCAGCAAGUUCAAGACCUACUUCCAGCUCAAGUCCCACCUGACCCAGCACAAAGGGGAGCAGGUUUAUAAGUGUGUGUUGAAGUCCUGCUCCCAGACCUACCAGAAGCUGGAUCAGUUUUUGGAGCAUAUCAGGACGCACCAGGAGCAGCUGACCUACCGCUGCCACCUCUGCAGCAAGGUGUUCCCCUCGCUGUUCGAACUGGGAGUCCACCAGUACUCCCACUGCUUCUGCCCACAGCAGAGCACUCGCAAGGAAACCACCGUCUACAGGUGUGUGAAGUGUCAAAGCAGAUAUUCUACCCAGGAGGCCCUAGAACAACACCUACUGACUGCCUCACACAACUUUCCCUGUCCACACUGUCAAAAGGUUUUCCCGUGUGAAAGGUACUUCAGACGCCACCUCCCCACUCAUGGGACCGGAGGGAGGUUCAAGUGUCAGAUCUGUAAGAAGGCCUUCAAGACAGAGCACUACCUCAAACUCCACACACGCAUUCAUUCAGGUGAGAAGCCAUACAAAUGCUCCCUCUGUGAGGCCACGUUCAAUAGGAAGGACAAAGUCAAGCGACACAUGCUCAUCCACGAACCUUUCAAGAAAUACAAGUGUCCCUUCAGGACACAUGUAGGCUGCACCAAAGAAUUCAACAGACCAGACAAACUCAAGGCCCACAUUCUGUCACAUUCUGGUAUCAAACCCUACAAGUGUCUGUUUUGUCAGAAGGCAUUCAGCCGCAGGGCUCACAUGCUCGAGCAUCAGCAGUCCCACACAGAUAACUACCGCUUCAGAUGCUCCGACUGCAACAAGGGAUUCACCAGACAGAGCUAUUAUAGAGAUCACAAAUGUCCUGCAGCAGGGAACGGGACAGGAACCGAAGGAGGGGCUGGAGAGGCGGACGGAGACGAGGUUGGAGGAGUGCCGAUGGUAGAGGAGAAGGACGGAAAGGAUGGCGGGAGAAGUAGGUUCAUGAGAGAAGCAAAAGGGCCAGAGACGGGGGGAGAUGACGGGGAGGAGGACGAAAGCUCAAAGAGCAGCCACGAGCAGGUGGAAAGACAUGGGGAGGAGGAGGAGGAGGAGGAGGAGGGAGAGCAGAGGAGGACUGACGAGGGUUGUCGGGCUGCAAUGUCUAUCAGCACCUAUGAGGGGCAGACAGGAAGAGAAGAGGAGGAGGAGGAUGAUGGGGUGGAACAUGGCGACGAAACACUGGAGCAGAUUCAGAGCAAUGACCCAAACUGUUUGCAGCAACCAUGUUUAUAGUUUUAAGCAUCAUAUUUGUAGGAACAUUUCCUGGACAUGGACCAACUAACAAAGUCAGUUAUCAAUUAUUUAAAAUAAAAACAAUCUUGGAAAUGAUUUAUUUGUUUUAAAUUAAAACGCUGUUUAAAUUAUUUGCACAUAUUUUACUCCCUUUACUGUAAAUAAAUAAAAUGAUUAUGGGAUAAUUUACCUGGUAGAUUUAUAUCCCCAAGAAAACUAAGGGACCAUUUCCAUGUUCAUUUGUACAAAUUCUUGUUGUUUUUUUUUUUUUGGUGUAAAUUUAAAGGACCACUGUGUAGGAUUUAGGGGGAUCUGUUGGAAUGGAAUAUAAUAUUCAUAAUUAUGUUUUCAUUAGUGUAUGAUCACCUGAAACUAAGAAUCGUGUUUUCGGUAGCUUAUAAUUAUCCCUUCAUAUCUACAUAGGAAGCGGGUCCUCUUCCACGGAGCCCGCCAAGUUUCACUGCCAUGUUUCUACAGUAGCCCAGAGCGGACAAACCGAACACUGGUUCUAGAGAGGGCCAUUUGCAUUUUUACAUUACCUGAAGGCCACCGUAGGUUCUCCUGCACGCUUGGAAAAGGAGGGCUGAGGGGAGGGGUGUUCAGUUGGUUGCAAUCUGCGACCUCACCACUAGAUGCCACUAAAUCCCACACACUGGUCCUUUAAACCACAGCGGCCAAAAGCAAUGGCAACAUUUUCUCUAAUUUUAUGUAGCAAAAAGUAAAAUAUUAUAAGUUUACUUGUGUCUCAAAGAACAUUUGUGUCCAUAUACAUGUCCUUGCAAAUUGAGUAAAAUUCCACCCUCUGACAAUCCUUUACUGUUAUGUAUGAUCAGUUGACAAUCAGCUUCUGCUCAAGUGUUUUAUCACGGUAGGUGAUGUCCUAGAUAUCUGCGACUACCUAGUGGGAACGCCCAAAUGCUCCAAUUCAAAUAAUUUGUAGAGCCUCAUUAUAGUAUUACACAUUUAUAUCAAAAAUGUGUAUGGCUAUAAUGAGGUUUGAUAUUGCACACAUGCAUAAUAGGUUAGACAAACUAUUUUUCAUCCAACAAAAGAAAAACUCCUACAGAAGUGAAGCUCUCAACAGCGUAGAGGUUCUGUGUGAGUCAAGUGUAUAGCAUCAACUGUGUGAAUGAUAAUAAAAGUAAACAACAUGGUUACUGUUUAUGUAAGGGACGAUGAGGUUUACAUAACACAGUACUCUCUAGACAACAUUCUGUAGAAACUGAAGAUUCCCUGAGGA